AAAUUAGAUUGUCUCAAUAGAACUAAUAUGACUUUUUCCUACCACAGGGACAUUGAUAUUGAGAAUAUAAAAUGCAAUUGUGUACAUGUCUAAGAAAAGCGCAUUCUUCUCAGUAUGUCUCUUUGUCAUUAGUGUACGAAUUAUAAUCAUCACUUAGACAGAAGUUUCAGAGAGAGAGAGACAUUCAGCCAUUCCCCACCAACCUUUCCUUCCCUACCAUUUUGCAAUUUCAAUGAUCCACUGUUUGUGUAUGUUAGAGUUUUAAUUAAAAAAGCAUGGCUCAUGACCAAUCUUCGGCCACUAAUCUGUUGCACUUGCCACUGAAUCUAUCAUUGGGUGAGCGCGACAAAGCUGCUGAGCUGAGCUCCUUGUGCGCUGCCGCAACCCCACAAGAUCUUGGAGACUCCGGGCGAAGCGAAUUAGAGUUUCAACCGCCUCAUAAUUGCACAGCCACGAGCGAUUGGCGCCAAAUUCCAUCGCAGCCGAAAAUCCCAUUGGAGAAAUUGGAAUUGAUUCGCAAUCAGGGUUGGAAGUCGACGCCAGGGAAGCACGUGCUGAGAGACCAGACGACAACAGCGUCCGGGCAUUCCUCUCUCGCUUUCUCGCCAGCUGCCCGUGCAAAACUGCAAAUGCGCGCCAAUUCUCAGGCAUUUCCUAGCCUCUGUCGCUGCCAAUUAAAUGUAUGUGGUUGUGAAAUUUAAUUCAUCAAUUGCCGUGGGCUUGUUUGUGAGGUAGAAAUGU
Messenger RNA from Phlebotomus argentipes, 741 nucleotides. RefSeq lists its product as uncharacterized. The transcript is spliced from 2 exons. The record is from RefSeq and is a predicted model, not a curated record. The coding region runs from base 276 to 701 and encodes 141 amino acids. Lineage: Eukaryota; Metazoa; Arthropoda; Insecta; Diptera; Psychodidae.